Molecule: messenger RNA, 546 nt
Organism: Rhodamnia argentea
Lineage: Eukaryota; Viridiplantae; Streptophyta; Magnoliopsida; Myrtales; Myrtaceae
Product: small ribosomal subunit protein S13, mitochondrial-like
Exons: 3
Coding region: 1-519 (172 amino acids)
Biological process (GO): translation
Cellular component (GO): mitochondrion; small ribosomal subunit; ribosome
Molecular function (GO): RNA binding; structural constituent of ribosome
Source: RefSeq, a predicted model, not a curated record
AUGCUUUGGCUAAGCCCUACGACGGCUCCUUGUAACACCAGCGCCCGGCUGCAACAGUUCCCAGUAAUGUUCGCGUUACGCGCUUCAGCUCGAAGAUCCGCCGAUGCCGGUCGGCGACUCCUCCAAAACGCCCAGGGCGUUCGAGGAAUUCGCAUCGGGAACACGGAGGUUCCUGAUGAUAAGAAGCUGGCAUAUUCUCUCCAACAUAUAAAAGGAAUUGGCCGCUCCACUGCUCGCCAAAUACUGUGUGAGCUCCAGAUCGAGAACAAGCCGACCAGGGAAUUGUCGGGGAUAGAGCUCGAGUUGCUCCGUGACGAGGUCCUCAACUACAACAUUGGACAUAAUGUGGACCAAGAGACUGCCAGCUGCAUUAAGAGACUGGUUGCAAUACAAAGCUACAGGGGAAUCAGGCACGUAGCUGGUUUGCCAUGCAGAGGGCAGCGCACGAGCACGAAUGCCCGUACCAGGAAGAACAGGGGAACUCCUUUUGCUGCAUUUAAGAUGACUUCCCAUAGGUAGACUGGACGUAUACCUGAGUUGGAGAUG